CUUGAGAAACUGAGCGAUGGAGACAUGUAUGAUGUCCCUUCCUUGACAGUACAACAGAGGCCAUGAAGAGCCAGAAGCUGGGUUUCCUGAGCAGCCUGCUCUUCAAAUGGCAGUCACAGGCAACUUUUGUUGCUGCUUCUGGUUUUGGCUCCUGGUCUUGUUUUCCUCUGCUACCUGAUCCACCUCACUAACCAGGAAAUCCAGGUGAGGACAAGAAAUGAGGAGGUCAAAGGGCACGCUCUGGGGGUGUACCUGGCCUGCACGGCUUUUGUCAUACUGGUAGAGGUUGGAUUUAUCGUGGCACAGUCAUUGCUCUAUGGUUUCUGGGUAGAUACUCACUAUAUAUGUCAAGCAUCUCCGUGUGUUUCCAGAACAGACUGUUACAUUCCCCAUGCAUUGGAGAAGACAAUUUUCCAAUUUAUAAUGUUGACAGCAUCAUGCAUCUCCCUCCUGCUGAGUGUGGUGGAGCUGGUUUGUGUGCUGCUGAGAGCCAAGGUGAGGCACGGACAGCCGGAUGGUGCAAAGGCUCUACAGUCGUGGUCAGGGGUCGAGGAGAGUUGGAGUUUCCUGAGUCAGCUGCUGGCCCUGUGGCAUUCCCAUGCUGGUCUCUUGGGUAAAACCAUCCUCCCAGUGUUGCAGCUGAUCCGGCUUGUUAUUAUCGGGGCAGCGGUGCAGCCAGUCUGGCAAGGAGAUUUAGGAGACUUUGUUUGUGACACUAUCCACCCAGGCUGCAAACAUGCUGGGUUCAAUGAAAUCUUCCCCUUCUCUUUGCGAAAUUACUGGACACUGCAGGUGCUUCUCGUUUUGGCUCCUGGUCUGAUUUUCUUCUGCUACUUGAUCUACAUCAUCAUCAUGGAAGAAACGAGAAGCCCAGAAACUUGGGUUAAAGGUCAAGUACUGGGAGCGUAUUUGGGCCUCUUGACAGCAGUUAUUCUGGUGGAGGUGGGAUUUGCAGUGGGGCAGGCUUUGAUUUUCGGUUUCUCCCUGUCUACCAACUCAGUCAUAUCCGCCGGGCCGUGUUUUGGCGGAGUCUUAUGUCACACCUCCCAGGCAACAGAGAAGAUGGUGUUCAUGGUCAUCAUGUUAUGUGUGGCGUGCCUGUCAAGCCUGCUGACCCUGGUGGAGAUGUGCAUGGUGUUGAAGAGCGAGAGGCCAUGGGGAAAGAGCCGGUACAAGAUGUCAGAGGCCUCAGGCUUUGAGAUGUCACCUUUCAAGGAGAAAACUACAGAGGACAAUGAAAGCUGCACCACACCCAACAUCUAAAGCUCACUAACAGACUGAGGGUGAUCCCACGCCUAAACCAUGACAUUAGAGCCUUUUAAAGAGAGGAGGUUGGACACGUCCACCAGCUCUUUCUUUACUUUUUAUAUCACUGUAUAUUACUCUGAAAAACACUUCUAAAGAAUUACAAGAGAAAUGUAGUAUCUUGUAAACUUUCAAGAAAACUAUAUAAGAAAAAGGAAAUACAUAUAAAUGUUGCAUGUAUAAGGUGAAUGGUUUGUAAUUGACUCCGCUGCAUGAGGAGGAUGUGAGGAUGCUGUCAAUGAAGACUAAAGAAAAUGUG
Messenger RNA from Seriola aureovittata, 1564 nucleotides. RefSeq names its product gap junction alpha-5 protein-like. Gene Ontology annotation, cellular component: connexin complex. Bases 424 to 1263 code for a protein of 279 amino acids. The transcript has 9 exons. NCBI's taxonomy places the organism in Eukaryota, Metazoa, Chordata, Actinopteri, Carangiformes, Carangidae. The record is from RefSeq and is a predicted model, not a curated record. Gene Ontology annotation, biological process: cell communication.